AUUGACCUGGACACCAUCGACGUGAGCAAUCUGAACCGUCAGUUUCUCUUCCGCAAGCGACAUGUGGGACAAUCCAAGGCCAAGGUGGCUCGGGAAGCUGCAAUGGCUCUAUGCCCGUCCGCAUCCAUCAUAGCCCACCACGGCAGCGUGCUGCAGCCGGACUUUGACGUCUCCUUCUUCUCGCGCUUCUCCCUCGUGCUCAACGCCCUUGACAACCUCCCUGCGCGCCGCCACGUCAACCGCAUGUGCCUUGCGGCCGGCGUGCCACUCAUUGACAGCGGCACCACGGGGUUCCUUGGCCAGGUGACAGUGCAUGUGAAGGGCGUGAGUCAGUGCUAUGAGUGCACCCCCAAGCAGGCCCCCAAGUCCUACCCCACGUGCACCAUCACCAACACUCCUUCCAAGCCUGUGCACUGCAUUGUGUGGGCCAAGGAGCUCCCAUUCGUGGCUCUCUUUGGCCCCCGGGGUCAAGCAACGGACCUCCACGCCCAACCUUCCACCACUUCCUCUGCUCCUCCAGCUGCUGCUGGUGAUACCGCUGCUGAUGGCCCCACAACCACAGGCACUGCUGCUGCGGCAGAUGCUGAUGCUGCUGCUGGUGCCUCUGCACCCGCUGAUUCUCAAACGGAGAACGGUGUAAGCAGCAGUGUGGAACAGAGUGAGGAAGAGAGGAGGAAGAAGAAGCAGGAAGAGGAGGCAGCGGCAGCAGCUGCAGAGAAGGAAGAGCGGGAGUUUUUCACUCGGAGGGAAGGGGAGAGCGGGCGUGCGUUCGCAUGCCGUGUGUUUGACCGGAUAUUUGGGGACAACGUGGCAAGGACUCUCCAGAUGGACGAUAUGUGGAAGCACAGGGCUCGCCCCACGCCCUUGUACCUCAAGGACGCGUUUCCUGCAGGAGUGGAGGAGAGCGAGGAGGCGAAGGAAGGGAAGGAGGGGAAGCGGGUGUCAGCGAUGGCGAGGCUGGGGUGGAGGGACGUGCAGAAGGUGUGGAGUGUGCAGGAGAACGCACGGGUGUUCCUCAAGGCUGUUGAGCUGUUUGUGGAGGAGCGCACAGAGGAGCUGGGUUCUCUGACAUUCGACAAGGACGACGAGUUGGCAGUGGAGUUCGUGACAGCCGCUGCCAACCUGCGCAUGCACUCCUUUGGCAUCCCCCUGCACAGCCUGUUCGCCGCCAAGGGCAUCGCGGGGAACAUUGUGCAUGCAGUGGCGACCACGAACGCCAUUGUGGCUGGGCUCGUGGUGCUGCAGGCUGUGAGGUUGCUGGAGGAGGAGAGCUACCGCCAGGAGCCACGCAUGGUAUGGUGCACGGAGUUCCCCAGUCAGCGCAAGGCCCUGCUCGCCCCUCUAGAGAUGGACCCACCCAACCCGGCCUGCCACGUCUGCUCCCGGACGCCUCUGGUGCUGGAGCUAGACACCAAGACAGCAACGCUGGCAGAUGUGGUGGAGGGCGUGGUGAGGCGGCAGCUGUCAGCCACCCAGCCCAUGGUGAUGGUGGGCAGUGGACUGGUGUACGAAGAAGGGGAGGACCUGGAGGAGGAUGAGGUGCUGCGAUACCGGAAGAACCUGAGCAAGAAGCUGUGCGAGCUGCCCACGCCAGUGACCUCAGGGGCAGUUCUGACAGUAGAGGACUACCUGCAGCACUUCAAGUGCUCCAUUCACAUCAAGCACAGAGAGGACAUUAACGAGGAGGAUCAUCCCGACAAAAUGAUACUGCACGGCCAGUUGCCAGCGGCAGACACCACCGCUGCUGCUGGGGAGGCUGGAGCAGCAGAGGCACAGAACGGGGAGAAGAAAGAAGGGAAUGCAGCAGGAGGGGAGGAGGAUGAUGACGACGAUGAUGACGUGGUUCUAUUUGAACCUGACGCUGCUGGUGCCGCUGCUGGUGGUGCUGGGGAAACGGUUGGUUGUGUGUUACUGGCACACCAAAUUUUGAGUCGGGUCGGCUCAAUGUUUGCAGGAGGGGGUGGUGGUGUUGAGAAGAGAGUCAAGGUGGAUGUGGUGGAGGAUUCUCGAUCGUAUCCUGUCCCCGCUGCCAGCACCGUCUCUUGUCGCCUGAUGUCGCAGCUGCGUGUCUCAUCGUUUCGCGGUCGCAUGGCGCCUGCGACAACGUCGCUUCAAUCGCUGCCGUCGCUGCGUUCACACACCAGCUCGUUUCGGGAUUCCGCAGCAGCCCUCUCUGGACCAAUCGCGUUUCGACACGUGGAAAAGCCUAUGGCAGGGCGGUUAAUCAGGCUCUGGGAUUGGAACGUUACAGGAGGAGGCAUGGGCACAGGCACCGGCAUGAGCGGCAGCAACAGCAGGCGUGGCAGGGGCGCGCAUGGGCGGUGUGAGGCGAGGGAGGGAGGUGUGGAGGAGGGGGUGCGAAUGGUGGCGAGAGAAGGAGUGGCUCUGGGCAAGUUUGACGCGUUGCAUGUGGAGCACAGGGCGCUGGCAGUGCAGGCAGCAGGCAUGUGCGGCAUGUGCGUGUGCUACCGAAAACCAACCCGCGGCAUAGUGGCUCUGGGCAAGUUCGAUGCGUUGCAUGUGGGGCACAGGGCGUUGGCAGUGCAGGCAGCAGGCAUGGGCGGCACGUGUGUGUGCAUGCUCUCGUUUGCCGGCAUGGCUGAGGUGCUGGGCUGGGAGAAGAGGCUCCCCCUGGUGGCCCCCUGUGAUCGCAAGCGCGUGCUGCAGCUGUGGCAGCCUUUCUGCCACGGCCAGCCCAUCUGCGAGUUCUUUCUGGACUUUGCGCGCAUCCGCUCGCUCUCCCCGGAGCAGUUCAUCGUGCUGCUGGCGGAGGAGCUAAGAGUCAAAGGGAUUGUUGCAGGGUCAAACUACCGGUUUGGGUUCAGGGCAGCGGGCACGGCGAGCGACCUGGUGGAGCUGGGGGCGAAGCACGGGCUGCAUGUGAUGAUCGUGGAUACUGUCACAGACGCCCAUGCGCACAUGCACACUGACGUGCUUGCUGACUCCGACCUUGCUCCUGCUGCUUCUACUGCUGCUGCCGGUGCUGCUGGCGUAGCGCCAUCACAAGCAGAGGAGGAGGAGACGCAUGUGUCGAGCACGCGGGUGCGGCAGCAGCUGUGCGAGGGCAAUGUGGAGGCAGUGGCUGUGUUCAUUGCCCGGCGACACCGCAUCCUUGUCUCGCUCUCCGCCUCCUCCCUCUCCUUCUCAUCGCACGCCGCCUGGGGUUCCACUCAGAGCGCUGUGGGACAGCUGCACAGAUGGACGUGCCUCAUGCUCGAGAUCUGA
This is a messenger RNA of Closterium sp. Naga37s-1, 3225 nucleotides long. The record is from the annotation of a GenBank genome assembly. NCBI's taxonomy places the organism in Eukaryota, Viridiplantae, Streptophyta, Zygnematophyceae, Desmidiales, Closteriaceae.